Messenger RNA from Archocentrus centrarchus (flier cichlid), 2230 nucleotides. It is a transcript of the gene nalf1b, whose product is annotated as NALCN channel auxiliary factor 1b. Gene Ontology annotation, cellular component: plasma membrane. Gene Ontology annotation, molecular function: stretch-activated, monoatomic cation-selective, calcium channel activity. The transcript is spliced from 3 exons. Gene Ontology annotation, biological process: calcium ion import across plasma membrane. The record is from RefSeq and is a predicted model, not a curated record. The coding region runs from base 512 to 1711 and encodes 399 amino acids. Lineage: Eukaryota; Metazoa; Chordata; Actinopteri; Cichliformes; Cichlidae.
AACCGCGGUCCAAGAUGACAAUGGCCAACAGGAGAAAGGAUUCUAGGUUUUUCGCCCAGGUACGGGACAGAGAAACCAGCCUGCCUGCAUCAAAAGGGCUCGUUGCUCUCCUUUAAGUGAAUCUGCAAACCGAACGGCGGCAGACGCACAGCAUCAGUACCGAGAGACUCGCAACAGCUGGUCUCCCUGCACCCCCGACGAAACAACAAACCCGGGGAGGGACGGUAGGGAGAGGGGGGCAUGCGGUCAAAGAGGACGCCGUUUCCCCCCGGAGAGCCAUGGAGAACCGGGAUGCGGCAGCGCGAAGCUUAAUCUGUGCGGGCACGCUAAUUGGAUCGGAAUAGCUCCGAUUGCUGCGGGCGCGAUAGUGGAGCGCCCUGGACCGGCGGAGGCACAGCACCCCACCGCUACAGAGGAGAACCAACCGGAGUCCAUCCCCCAACAAGUCAAUGAGUAUUGUGGCAGAGCAGCCCCCGCGGUGGAGUCGGCCAGGGCAGCACUUUCCUAAAAUAUGACCAGGGGUGCUUGGAUGCGUCGGCAGCAUGACGAAGGCUUAAAAUACUGGUUUGCACCCCGAGAGAACGAGAAGCCAUUUACCGAGUCGGAGAGGGCCCAGAGAUGGCGACUGUCGCUGGCCUCUCUGCUGUUCAUCACCGUCCUCCUCUCUGAUCACUUGUGGUUCUGUGCCGAGGCAAAACUGACGCGAACCCGAGACAAGCGGUCAGACGAGGGGCUUGCAAUUACAGACAUGGGCGAGUACCCAAACUACGGACACCACAUCCAAACAUCACCUGACCCCCAGCGUCUCGCCAGAGAGCAAGAUGUUAUUUUUCUAGGGAAUUCUACCAAACCUCUGUGGCGAAUGGACACCUGUCACCCUGACAGCCUGUCCAAAGACUGCUUUACUUUCACGGACGCGGAGACCGUGUGCCGGGGCCUCUCUGGUAGAGGGGAAAACGGGACACAGUUGGCGUACGUGAAUCUGAGCGAUUUGUACCUUUCUUUUUGUAAUUCCUACUCACUUUUGGAUUUGUUUUACGGGUUUACGAAUCUGGACGAUAUGAACUGCACCCUGGAUAUGGCCACUGGGGUGGAUGUGCUGGGAUGCAGUGAGUGUGUCCAGGCUUAUCAGCGUCUUGACCAGGAGGCGGAGGACAGAUACCACGAGUUUGAACUGCUGGUUCAGAAAUACGAGACAGAUGCAUACUCGGUUAGGACGUGCAUGGAGGAGUGCAAGAUGGUUUAUAAGCCCUGGCUGUGUUCUCAGUACUUCCAGACCACCCAGAUGCACUGCAGCAAUCGAAUCCCCUGUGGUCAGUACUGCCUGGAGGUGCAACAGCGGUGCCCCUUUGUCCUGCCCGACAAUGAUGAUCUCAUUCACGGAGGCAGCCCCAGUUUUAUAUGCACAGGGCUGCUGGAAGACUAUCCAUCAGGUGUGGACCCAGAUGCAGAGUGCUGUGACGUGCGGUGGUACUUGAAAGUGGACAACCGUUCCCGGGGGACCCUGAAAAGAACUCACCCACCAUGCCAGCACCGUACCUCCCUCAGCUCCUCAGCAGCCUGCAGACUGUGUAACAGCCGGCUCAAACUCUGCCUGCUGGUCCUUGUUCUCCUACACACUGUUGCCAGCCUCACAGCAUCCCACAAUGCAACAGGAUUGGGCCUCCCCACCAUCACGCCUCUGGAGGAGAGCCCUGCCAAUGAGGAGUGAUAGAGUUGCCAGGAGGAGGUGAGGUUGUUGGGGUGGGGGAAUUCCCUCACCAUGGCAACCAAUAUGGAAAAAUACAGCCACAGCUGUGCCAACGGCUGGAGCUGUAUUCUUGUGGACAUCCUGCAACGCUUUCUGGCAAAUGGAAAAUGUGGGAUGCUUUGAUAUUAAAGACACAUGAAUCAAUCAAGACAAAUAAAUAACUAAACAAACAGACAUACUGAGGGAUUCAAACAGUCCCUUAUGUAGGGAAAGGGGACAAUGCCACAGCCUUUGUUGAGAGGGAAGGUCAGCUUCCUCGUGGCUGAGUUUCUCUCACUACGCUUUUUUACACUGUGUUCCAAUUAUUGGUUUCUGUUGCACUGGCUAACUAUGGAAUAACACAAUCAUAUUCUCUUUUUAAUGUUCAUCCUUUGUCUUUGUUUCUGGGUCUGUCAUACAGAAAGAAAAUGUGUCUGCCUCUAAAUAAGACAAACAAAGUGUAAAAUAAGAAGUAUCUGUGUGUGUGUUUUCUAGAUUUAC